Molecule: messenger RNA, 954 nt
Organism: Columba livia (rock pigeon)
Lineage: Eukaryota; Metazoa; Chordata; Aves; Columbiformes; Columbidae
Product: olfactory receptor 8I2-like
Exons: 1
Coding region: 1-954 (317 amino acids)
Biological process (GO): G protein-coupled receptor signaling pathway
Cellular component (GO): membrane
Molecular function (GO): odorant binding; G protein-coupled receptor activity; olfactory receptor activity
Source: RefSeq, a predicted model, not a curated record
AUGACGGAUGAGGAAAACCUCACUGCUUUGUCCGGCUUCAUCCUCUUGGGUUUCUCCGAUGCCCCAGAGCACCAAACCACCCUAUUCACCAUUUUCUUAUCCCUGUAUAUUUUAAUGCUGCUGGGGAACCUGACGAUGAUCCUGGUCAUCAACACCGACCCCCAGCUCCACACCCCCAUGUAUUUCUUCCUGACCCACUUAUCUUUCAUAGAUUUUUGCCUUUCCAGCACUAUCGUCCCAAAGGCUCUGGAGACCUUCCUGAUGGGCCGAAGCCACAUCACUUUUUGGGGUUGUUUUGCCCAGAUGUAUUUUUUCUUUGCUCUGGCCAUCUGUGAGUGCUUUGUGCUGGGGGUGAUGGCUUACGACCGAUACAUGGCUGUGUGCAAGCCUCUGCUUUAUGCCACCACCAUGAACAGGGCUCGUUCCUAUGGCAUGAUGGCGUUGGUGUACAUCAUGGGCUUCCUCAGCUCUCUGCUCCACACCGGCCUGGCGGGGACAUUGUCCUUCUGCCGGGCCAGGAGCAUCAACCACUUCUUCUGCGACCUACCUGCCCUCCUGAAGCUCUCGUGCUCCAGCACCCGCGUAAAUGAGAUCCUGCAGGUUUCUGAUGCUGGGCUUAACACCUUGGGCUCUGCCCUGCUGGUCCUGGUGUCCUACGCCUACAUCCUCCACACCAUCCUGCAGAUCCCUUUGGCCAGGGGGAGGCCUAAAGCUUUCUCCACCUGCGCCUCCCACCUGGUUGCCAUCACCAUCUUCUACAUGCCGGGGACUCUGGCCUACGUCCAGCCUCGCAAGGCGAGAUCGCAGGAUCAGGCAAAGCUGGUUUCAGUGUGUUACACCAUCCUGAUCCCCGCCCUCAACCCCUUCAUCUACAGCCUGAGGAACAAGGAGGUGAAGGGGGCCCUGAGGAAGCUGUGGGUGCGAAAGCUGGUGCCACAUCUACCCAGGCUUUGA